AUGUCUGAUCACUUUACCAAGUACGUAGAGGUGUUUCCGGUAAAGACACAGACAGCUGAGGAGAGUGUGGAUAAGAUAGUGGAUAAUUUUAUUUCGCGCUGGGGUACGCAUCUGUCCAUCAAUUCAGAUCAGGGUUCAGCAUUUGAGAGUCAGUUAUUACAGAAAAUGUGUUCUAUCUUCGGGAUCAAGAAGACUCGCAUCAGCCCGCGCAACCCAAAAGGCAAUGGCCAAGUUGAGCAAUUCAAUCGUUCUCUUCUCAAAAUGAUUCGCGCAUAUUUAUCGGUUGAACAGAGCGAAUGGGAUUUGCAUCUAGGAAGUAUCGCAGGAGCAUAUCGAGCAACUCCGCAUGAGAGCACUGGUCUUCGCCAAACAUGCUUGCAACUGGACAAGAAGUCCGUCUGCCUCUUGAUGUCAUUUACGGCCUUCCUAGAACCGCAGAAGACGGGGAUUCUGCAGCGGGACACGCAUUGA
Molecule: messenger RNA, 471 nt
Organism: Dreissena polymorpha
Lineage: Eukaryota; Metazoa; Mollusca; Bivalvia; Myida; Dreissenidae
Exons: 1
Coding region: 1-471 (156 amino acids)
Biological process (GO): DNA integration
Molecular function (GO): nucleic acid binding
Source: RefSeq, a predicted model, not a curated record